AUGGGAACCCAGAAUGCAACCUCCAUCACUGAGUUCCAGCUCUUGGGGUUCCGGAGCCUCCUGGAAUGGCAAGCCCUCCUCUUUGCUGUCUUCCUGAGCAUCUACCUCCUCACCAUCACUGGGAACAUGGUCAUCAUCGCCAUGGUGAGCCAGGACCUGCGCCUGCAAGCACCCAUGUUCAUAUUCCUCAAGCACCUGUCCCUCCUGGAGAUCCUGUACACCUCCACCAUCGUGCCACGGCUCCUGGCCAACCUCGCCUCCUGGGGCCACGCCAUCUCCUUCUCCGCCUGCAUGGUGCAGCUCUACUUCUUUGUGUUCUUCGGGGCCACAGAGUGCUUCCUGCUGGCUGCGAUGGCCUAUGACCGCUACCUGGCCAUCUGCAGCCCGCUGCGCUACUCCUCCCUCAUGAGUGCAGAUGCCUGCACCCGGCUGGCGGCUCUCUGCUGGCUCGCAGGCAUGGGCACUGGCUUCCUGCCUUCCCUCACAAUCUGCACGCUGGACUUCUGUGGGCCCAACCAGAUCGACCACUUCUUCUGCGACCUGCCCCCGCUGAUGCAGCUCUCCUGCUCCAGCGUCUACUCCACAGAGCUGCUCAUCUUCGUGCUCUCUGUCGCAGUGCUGUGCGUUUGCUUCUUCCUGAUGCUCGCGUCCUACAUCUCCAUCGUGACCUCCAUCCUGAGGGUCCCGUCAGCGGCGGGCCGCACCAAGGCCUUCUCUACCUGUGGCUCCCACCUGGCGGUUGUCACCAUCUACUACGGGACCAUGAUCUCCGUGUAUGUGCGUCCUGACGUGCACCUGUCCCCUGAAGCCAACAAGGUCAUCUCCGUCUUCUACACCGUUGUCACUCCGCUGCUGAACCCUGUUAUCUACAGCUUGAGGAACAGAGACUUCAAACGGGCUGUGAGAACAGCAAUGCGAAGGCAGUGCAGCAGCCACAGGGUGAGGGUGAAGGGAGGGGUCCUCAUCUGA
Molecule: messenger RNA, 969 nt
Organism: Fukomys damarensis (Damara mole-rat)
Lineage: Eukaryota; Metazoa; Chordata; Mammalia; Rodentia; Bathyergidae
Product: olfactory receptor 11L1
Exons: 1
Coding region: 1-969 (322 amino acids)
Biological process (GO): G protein-coupled receptor signaling pathway
Cellular component (GO): membrane
Molecular function (GO): olfactory receptor activity; G protein-coupled receptor activity
Source: RefSeq, a predicted model, not a curated record